Molecule: messenger RNA, 1571 nt
Organism: Prunus avium (sweet cherry)
Lineage: Eukaryota; Viridiplantae; Streptophyta; Magnoliopsida; Rosales; Rosaceae
Source: RefSeq, a predicted model, not a curated record
ACUCAUGCUUAUUACAACAAAAACGUCCACUUUUUUUUUUGGGUGCUUUUUUUUGGUCAUAAGAGUAAAAUGAAUUCGAUGUCCAAAAGAGCCAUCUUUCCAAGACAUUCUUUUUGGCACAUCAAAACGGAGGGGUACAAAAAAUUUCUCUUUUCUCGCGAAGGCUCCUACUAACACACACCGUUUCCAGUUAUUUACUACACAACAUUAAAAACGCGCUUUUUACCUUUCCUUCCCAUCCUUUCCCUCCACUGCACGCCACGUCACCAAGCCUCCCUACCCAGCACCAAAUCUUUAACGGAACCCGCCCCGUCGGAUCGUCCAGGUGCGUAUGCUUCAACGGUUUAGAUUAUCGCAAAGUCGUCGACAGCUGGACCCACCAAAUAUGGGGCCCACGAUCCCUCUUUUUGGUAAUUCUUCACCACUUUCGAUGUAGGGGGGACGAAAUUGGGAAUUUUGGCUGCACAGCCUCACCGAACUGUACGUAAAACGUCAAGUCCCACUCAAAUAUAUAUACGGCACACCCCACACUCUCCUCCACACUCUGCCUCUCUCCGUACACUCACACUCUCUCUCUACCUCUCUCUCUCUCUCAUGGAGGACACAGACAGGGGAACGCUUAAGAGGCCUGGAGGAGACGAAGCGUUGGAGGAGAAGGCGGUGAAGAGGCAGCGAGAUCUGGAGAUGGAAGGAGAUCAAAACGACGACAUUUUGACUCUGCUGUUCAACGAACCCGACGAGACGCUCAACGAGGUGAUGAAGCUUCUGGACGCGGCGGACAACGGUGUUAGUUGUACUACUGGGGCGAAGGUGAGGUUCAUCAACGACCCGUACUCGCCGUCGUCGUACUUCACCGUCAACGUCAACGUCAACGAGGAGAGCUGCGGGUCGUCGUUCUCGGAGCUGGAGUCGACGUGCAUGGCGGGAGUCGACAUAUGCGGUGGCGGGCUAGGCAUUGGAGCGGAGGUUAUGGGUUUGGAGUUUGAUAGGUGGUUGAUGGAGGAGGCGAAUGAGGAGAAGGGCGGCGCGUGUGGUGUAAUCGAGGAGGCGGCGCGUGGUGGCGGGUUGGACAUGGAGGCAGAGUGGGAUGAUGCUGCGCUGGCGAGGUUCAUAGGGGAAGACCUAUUUUGACCUCUCUCUCUCUCUCUGUGUCUCUCUCUCUCUCUCUCUCGCAGUGGCAGAGUGUGUGUGUUGUUUGUUGUCUCUCAAACUGAACAACAUGGGACGGGGGGGUAUGGAAAUGAAUUUUGGAGGGUUUAGGAAGAAAUGGGUUUUUAUGAAAGGCGGCAUGGCCAGAGGGGUAGGUGCGUUUUAUUUUCUACACAGACUCAGAGUAGUCUUCUGCAGGAAGCUAGCUACAGAUGAUAAAAGAGAAGAGAAUAGGAUAUUAUUAGGAUUGUCAAUUAGCAAUUUAGGGGGUACACAGAGAAAAAAGAAAAAGAAAAGGUGAAAUGUUCAUUUUGGGUAUGGCGUGUGCAUGUGGCCGUCUGGUAGUAGUAGUACGUACAGUGCUGAGCUGACUGCAAAAAGAACAAAUACAGAGUUUUAUUGAAAAUAUAUUUGCCUUUAAA